UCAGCAAAAGAUUGCGGUUUUGUAAGCUCUUUUACCAUAGUUUUCGUAGUGUUUUCGAUAAAUCUAGUGCAAAAUGAAUCUCAACUUUAUGCUUACGGAAAUUUCUCUCCAACUGUUGGACAAUACCUUUUACGACACGCACGGUCAGUCCACCGAUAACAUGAAGGACCUGUUCGCAACGCAGAACUCUUCGCUUCCGCUGAAUAAUGGCCAGAAGCGUCAGAGGAAAAACAACGAUCUCCUGUGCAGUUUGGGAGUAACUCGUUUUGAAGACUUGCUAAAGAACUACAGUGACUAUGUGGACAUUCAGUAUCGAGGAUUUAUCGAUAAUUUAAAAGCUCGCAUCGAAACGAUGCCACUGCCGGAGGAAGAAGCAAGCUCGGACGGUAGCUUGAGUAUUAAGAAAAAGACCCAAGCACAAAUGCAUACCGAGCUGUGUGAGGUACGGAUAAAAACACAACGAGAGUACACGAAAAUGGUGGCCCAUUCGAAGAAAAUGAUGGAUAUUUACCUGGACACAUUGCCCGCCGAUGCUAAUCACAAAUGGGAAUCGUCAAAGUACAUCGAAGAAGAGCGAAACGUGCUGAUGAACGAGUACAAUAGUUUACUGUAUUUUCUCAAGUACAUCCUAGCCGACGUUAAAGAUCGAGAGCAUUGUGAGCAAAUGCUGGAAAUUAUCGAAGGUACAAAAGAAACGCUAUGAGUUCGGGAGUUUUUUUCAUUGUCAUGGUUUUUCUUUAUUUAAAUAUGUACGCAAAACUGUUGAUUCUAACUUAUGCGUCGAAUACUACACUAGUGCUGGGAUAUAAGUUACACCUAUGUUUAUAAGAAUAGAUCGGGUCCUAUAAUUGCCAGAAUGAGUGAUCUUUAUGGGUUGUCGAACUAGUUUAAUAAAUUCCAAUUGACUGUUCUAUCAACAGUAUUUGCGGCUUGCAGGAAAACGAUAUCUGUAUUGCUCUGUAGAUGUUGAAGACUCCUCAAUAAUUUCUGUUGGUGUAGUGCAAAGCAUAUCAGAAAGAUUUUAAGAUAAUAUUUGUGUCUAGCAGAUAGAAGAUAUGGUAAAAAUUUAGACUUAUUGCAACUUAUGUUCAACAUGAAUCAUAUUGCUAGCCCCCAAGUAAUAAAGGUUACAUGAUUGC
Molecule: messenger RNA, 1139 nt
Organism: Sabethes cyaneus
Lineage: Eukaryota; Metazoa; Arthropoda; Insecta; Diptera; Culicidae
Exons: 2
Coding region: 74-703 (209 amino acids)
Source: RefSeq, a predicted model, not a curated record